Molecule: messenger RNA, 498 nt
Organism: Aspergillus udagawae
Lineage: Eukaryota; Fungi; Ascomycota; Eurotiomycetes; Eurotiales; Aspergillaceae
Exons: 2
Coding region: 1-498 (165 amino acids)
Source: RefSeq, a predicted model, not a curated record
AUGGCCACCUCGGUUGUUUCAACCUUCGCCUUUGCCAGCUUGGCCGAAGGGCCUGAGACUGCCGUACGCCUUGUCGAUGUAGGUGGCGGCAAGGGCCAUACUACGCAAGAAAUCCAGACCGCCUGUUCCCGGCUGAAGGGCAAUGCUGUCGUCCUGCAGGAUCUUCCUGCCGUCCUCGGAAACAAGGACGACGAGCAGCCCCGCUUCCAGCCAUUUGCUGAUGGAGUUCCUCCGGUCGCCGCUGCUAAUCUCUACAAUCAAUCAUCCCCGACUGGCUGGACGCCAGCUGCCGCCGGAUUCUGCGAAAUGUGGCGCCGGCCAACGCAGGGGUUCGAUUCUCGUCUGCUAAUCGGAGACCUAGUUAUGAGCCAGCUAGCAUCAGCUCAUCCACAUAAAGCUCCGCAUGAUGUGGAUAUGACGAGUUACUGGCGGAAGAAAUAUUCCGGAUUGUCCACAUUGGGGGGAUGGACGACAACCUUGGGCAACAGCAUCAUUUGA